Molecule: messenger RNA, 5360 nt
Organism: Austrofundulus limnaeus
Lineage: Eukaryota; Metazoa; Chordata; Actinopteri; Cyprinodontiformes; Rivulidae
Gene: eif2ak3
Product: eukaryotic translation initiation factor 2-alpha kinase 3
Exons: 18
Coding region: 328-3633 (1101 amino acids)
Biological process (GO): eiF2alpha phosphorylation in response to endoplasmic reticulum stress
Cellular component (GO): nucleus; cytoplasm
Molecular function (GO): ATP binding; eukaryotic translation initiation factor 2alpha kinase activity; protein binding
Source: RefSeq, a predicted model, not a curated record
CGCAAUCAUUUUCUGCUUAGUAUGCGAGGACUCGUGAUUGAUUGUGAAGUGCGCAAUAAGAAGCGAGCACAAUAAAACGAGCAUGGUAUCGUCCAAUCUUAGUAUAGAAACAAGGCGGGAUUAAGGGUUUCUAGGCAAGUAUCAAUCUAGUUUAACAUGGUGUCACAGAGGCUGUUUAUGUUUACUAAAAGAGCACAUUCGGUAGAACGGAUUUUAGGACACAGCAGUUUUUAUGUCAUUUCACUUUUUUAUUUAUUAAACUUUUUUAUGAUUUACAAGGUCAGUAGCAUGUAAAUCUCAUUUUUCACUAAUGUGCCAGUUUUACAAAUGGAAAGGAGGCUUCACUUUGGAGUGAGCAUUUCCUUGGUGCUCCUGCUGUUGCUGAAAGCGCUCACGGGUUUCGGGACUUCACAAACUCAGGGUUCCGCUGUCGGACUGAAAACGCAGUCCGCCGUCCGGGGCUCGCUGGCCGCCUCGGAGGAAGAUGGUGCAGGGGUCAUGGAGCGCGGCUUGGAGAACGUAGGCACCCCGGUCACGGGAGCCGACGUUACCGUGGAGGACGACGAUAAUGGGUCGGCAGGUGAAUGCGACGAACCAUACCGAGAAAGUAACGAAAAAGGCCGAACUACAAGGUCUCUUGUGAUCAUCAGUACCCUGGACGGGCGGAUCUCGGCUCUGGAUCCUCACAACCAGGGCAGGAAGCAGUGGGACCUAGAUGUUGGCUCAGGGUGCUUGGUGUCCUCCAGCCUUAGCAAACCUGAGAUGUUUGGCAGCAAGAUGGUCAUACCUUCACUGGAUGGUGCCUUGUUUCAGUGGAACCGGGACCGGGAUAGUAUGGAGGCAGUGCCUUUCAGUGUUGAAUCCCUGCUGGAGUCAUCCUACCGUAUCGGAGAGGACACAGUUCUGGUUGGGGGCAAAUCCCUCACUACUUAUGGCCUGGGGGCAUACAGUGGCAAGAUUCGGUACAUCUGCUCUGCGGGGGGCUGCAGUCAUUGGGAGAAUGAGGAGAUGGAGGCUGAAGAUGUGCUUCUGCUGCAGAGGACUCAGAAGACUGUUCGAGCCAUCAGGCCUCGGUCAGGAAUGGAGAAGUGGAACUUCAGUGUUGGGAACUAUGAGUUAAAGUUCAUCUCAGAGAAGCAGUCUGGACUGAACUUCCUGGAGGGAGAAAUGGCAAACGGUGAUGCCUGGAAGGAAAGCCAGAAAGUCAUCGCUGAUGAACCAAAGGAAAGAGAACAAGCAGACAGCAAGCAGAACCAGAAUCAACAUUUGGACCUCGUCAUCAAAGUGUCUGUUCCUGAUUGGAAGGUGGUGGCCUUCAGUCCCGACCCAAACGGCCAGCUGGUCUGGGAGCAUCAGUUUUGCACACCUAUCGCUUCUGCCUGGCUGGUGGGCGGUGGGAAAGUCACGCCGAUCAGCCUGUUUGAUGAYACUGCCUACAACAACCAGCCUGAAGCCGACGAGGAGAAAGAUGAUGAUCCCGGGAAAGCCCGGAGCGCUGCAGAAUCCAGUGUCUACCUCGGAAUGUUCCAGGGGCAGCUCUACCUCCAGUCAUCAGUGAGAUUCACUGAAAAAUUCCCYUCCAAAGCCAUUGGAUCGCGGAAAGAUAUAAUUUUUCUACCCACCGUCAAAUGGAAGCCUUUGAUACAUUCCCCAUCUCGAACUCCGGCUCUGGUUGGCUCUGAUGAAUUUGACAAGUGUCUGAGCAAUGACAAGUUCUCCCAUGAUGAGUACAGCAACGGUGCUCUGUCCAUUCUUCAGUAUCCAUACGACAAUGGCUACUACUUCCCCUACAGCAAGCAUUACCGUGAGAAACGCGAUAAUGCUAUCAGUUUAAUAAAAGGAAACGAAGCACGCACAGACGGUCACAGGAGAAAGGAUCCCGUGCUGCUGCUGCCGUGGUGGAAGGAGAUCCUCAGCACCAUCGUUUUCUGCAUUGCUGCCACCACCUACAUCGUGCGCAAGUUUUUUCACCCUCCUGCACCUGUGACCUACGUGAGGCAACGUAAAGAGUCGGAGACACAGUGCCAGACGGACUGCAAGUUUGACCUGGAAGUUGUGAAAUCCAAAGAGCCUGAUGCCAUGGAGAGCCGCUACAAUGAAUAUGUGUCCAGAUACCUGACAGACUUUGAGCCUGUGCAGUGCCUUGGCCGAGGGGGGUUUGGUGUUGUGUUUGAAGCCCGCAAUAAGGUGGACGACUGCAACUAUGCCAUUAAAAGAAUCCGUCUGCCCAACAGGGAGCAGGCUCGUGAGAAGGUCAUGCGGGAGGUGAAGGCCCUGGCGAAGCUGGAGCACCCUGGGAUCAUUCGAUACUUCAACGCCUGGCAGGAGAGCCCCCCUGAGGGCUGGCAGGAGGAAAUGGACCAGAGGUGGCUGAAAGAUGCCAGCACCACCGACUGGCCUUUAAGCUUUCUUGAUCACAUGGAUGUAUUGUCCGUCAAAGUGCCGGUGUCCAGCUCUGUGUCCCCUCCCUCUGGACCUGCUCGAGACAUUCUGGAGACAUCUGGAGACACACGGAUCCUCCUGUCUAACAGCACUGUGGGCUUCGGUGUGAGCGACACGGACACAUCGUUCCAGCCUCUGCUGGGCCACGACAGCCUGAUGUCUGAGAGGGACAGCCAGGCUGAUCCAGACGCUUCGGACACGCCCCCCCACUCCUUCGAAAUCUGCCCCCUGCGCGGGCCCAGCGACUGCACCUCCUCCUCCUUCGACAUCGUGUUCGAGGACUCUGGUUGUGAUCGAGAUGCCGACGCCGACACAGCCUCUGAGGGCAGCGCAGCCGGUCCCACCACGCUAACGGAGAAGAACAGUCUGUCCUCCUCACCUGUCAGACGACAGGAACCCGUCGCACCAUCCUCCUCCAUGAAUCCUGGACCAACCUCAUUUACUCUGGCUAUUCCAACAACUCCUCCAACCGUCCGCGUCCAGCCUUUCCCUAAGGUGUACCUGUAUAUCCAGAUGCAGCUGUGCCGAAAGGAAAACCUGAAGGACUGGAUGGGUCAGCGCUGCUUAAGAGAGCAGAGAGAGCUCAGCCAGUGUCUCGACAUCUUCCUGCAGAUCGCAGAGGCUGUCGACUUCCUGCACAGCAAGGGUCUCAUGCACAGGGACCUGAAGCCGUCCAACAUCUUCUUCACCAUGGACGACGUGGUGAAAGUGGGGGACUUUGGUCUGGUAACGGCUAUGGACCAAGAGGAGGAUGAAGAUGAUCAAAGCACUCUGACACCUGACCCACUCCUCACCCGGCACACAGGCCAGGUGGGCACCAAGCUCUACAUGAGCCCAGAGCAGCUUUCUGGGAACUCGUACUCUCAUAAAGUGGACAUUUACUCUUUGGGUUUAAUCCUGUUCGAGCUGCUUUAUCCCUUCAGGACUCAGAUGGAGAGAGUGAGGACACUCACGGAGGUGAGAGAGCUGCGCUUCCCUGAGGUUUUUUCCAAAAACAACGCUGAAGAGCUAAACAUGGUCCGCAGCAUGCUGUCGCUGAGCCCCAGCGAGCGACCCGAGGCAGCAGACAUCACAGGACUGGCCCUCUUCGAGAACCUAGAGCUGCCCUGCCGCAUCGCUGUAAGGCAGCGUUCUCGCACGUACAGCUCCUCCUCGAUGGGCCGGCCCGCGCGCCAGACGUCGGCCAGCUGAGAAACAAAAAACACAAAACGUGCGUGUGUCGCAAGGCUCUCCUGGUUUGGGGUUGCCCAACGCAUUCUGGCUCUGCACCAAGAAAAACGGCUAACCAAGCACCGCGACUCAGCAAUCCCAUUAUUAACACAACAACUUGCACAGAUAAAACUCGUCAUGAAUUAUUUUACUGACCAAUUUUUAUACCGAGUGACGAAAGUGGCAGUCACUAAUGUUUUGUACCAGACUUGGCUUGAAUUGUAUACUUCAGUUACCUACUUGUCUGUGGACAUUUCAUGUUUCUCCAAGCAACAGUUUGAAAUCUGAUUUGAUUCUGAUCACAAUGUGAUGCUUGGUCCUAAGAUUCAGGCGCUCGGUCAACCCAGGAGGACACUCCGAAGGGGCCGUUGAUGCUUGAUUAACCAGUGACUUAUACUGGAUAUUAUGAGCACUAACUGUUGUUUCGACACUCAAUAUGCCGGACUUGGUGAACCAAAAAAAGUAGGCCAUCAUUUUGUAGUGCUUUGAAAUUACUUUGAUUCCCAUCCAUCAGAUGAGACUUGCCUUUAGAAACGGGCCAUUAGCCCGACCCCAGUGAAUGCAAACCCUUUUGACUUGUUUUUUUCUUCUCUUUUUCUGCAUGUACAUAUUGAAAAUGAAGGGGUGAAUGUGUUUAGUUUUUUUCUCUGUAAAGCCGUUAAUUGGAUGCAGUUUUUCCGCAGUGUAAAUUUACCAAAUGACUCUGAGGUGCUUUAACAUUUUCUAGCUCCGCCUCUUUACUGAAGUGAGGGACAAACCUUGUUUAUAUUCUUCACUUUGUUAAUUUAGACAACGAUUUGGACUUGUACAUACUUGUAAGGCACCAUUGCUUGUAAAAGCUUCUUUUUCAAAAUGAAACUGUAAGAUAGUGUGAGAUACUGUGAGAGACGGAGGUGAUUUUUUUUUUCUAAUAACAGAUAGUUGAAUGUUACAGUGUGACCCACGGAGUCAGAUGAUGGUGGUCAUACCUCUUUUUUGAAAUUCUUCUCAGUGUUUACUUUCACACGUUUGAGGAACAAAGAUGAGAGCUUUGCCCUGCUUUGAAAACCAGAGGGGGAGUUUGCAGGAACCAGUGUGCCAUUUGAAAGACAGCUAAGUGUACUUUUCUGUAACCAAUAAUCCAUUUUGGAUUUUUGUCUCCAUACUGUCCUGAUGGUGUUCCCAGGAAACAUACACACAAAUUCUAAGGUCUGCAGCUCUUCCAUGUUACUAGGAAAUAGCAUUUAGAUGAAGUCAGUACUGUGUCAUACCCUCUACACUGUGUACAGGGAAYCUGGACCUGGUGAUGGUUUUGUGAGCCGCACAACCAUUGUUUUAUGUGCACUUGAUGUGCUGGGAGAGUCAUGUGACCCAAUAGGAACUACACACACAAACUGUUAAUUAUAAUUGUGUUUUCUAUGAUUGUACUUUUCUAAACUACUUCUCUUUUUUAAAGCACUUUUUUUAAUUCUGCUGUUUAUUUUUAUUUUUAUGUAACCUUAGUCUUCACUGUGUCCGACGCAGGAAGUCAAAUUGAUGUUUGUUCCUCCCACUCGCUCAGCCCACAGAGAAUGAGUCAUCUUUGUAAAAUUAUCAGUUCUCACCUUGCAUAUUUAAGCAAACUGUACUCCCACCAAGGUAAAAACGGAAACUGGAGGUCUUGAGUAAUCCUCAUCAUGGUGUGAAAGUGUCUGCUGUAAAUCUGAAAAUAAUUUUCUUUAAGAAUUGUA